GAGGGCAGAGGAGCCGCUCUGUGAUGUUAUGUCCUCUCGGUGCCUGUAGUGGUGCUGUAGGAGGCUGCUGGCUCUCUUCUUGAGCAGCCCCAGCAGCCCUGCCUUCUUUGCUGGAGAAUAUAUUCAGGGAUUCCCCUUAAUAAUCACCUACCCUCUGAGCACUUUGUAGUUUUAAAAUAAUAAAGAGCCCCCAAAGCUUCCUUCCCACAAAAAGCAGGAUCUCCUCAGAGCCAGGGGGGCAGCAGCUCCUCAGCACAGAGCCCGAGCCCAUUCCCAGUCCCUCUGCUGGGGAGGAAACUCUGAUCUGUCAGCCCAACAGAGGGAAAGGGGGGAGAGGAGAGAGAGGAGAAAAAAAAAGCAGCUGGAAAGGGAAGGGAACGUCUGUAGUUGUGAAGUGAGCCUACUGGAGAGCCAGCCAACACACUUCACCCCACACAGACAAUCCACAUCGUCUUGAUUCGUCAUCAUUCCAGGAUAGCGGUGUCCUUGGGGCUCUCUCUUAACAUUGAUAUGGUACAGAAGAUUUAAAAUCAGCUGAUGUUCACAAGGAAUAGAGUCACGUGAUGUAUGAAGGCAAACACAUACACUUCUCUGAGGUUGACAAUAAGCCCUUGUGCUCGUAUAGCCCCAAACUGUGCAAGCAGAGGCGACUUAACGGCUACGCCUUCUGUAUCAGACACGUUCUGGAGGACAAGACUGCCCCCUUCAAGCAAUGUGAAUAUGUGGCCAAGUAUAACAGCCAACGCUGCACCAACCCCAUCCCCAAAUCUGAGGACCGUAGGUACUGCAACAGCCACCUGCAGGUACUUGGCUUUAUACCGAAAAAGGAGAGGAAGAAAAAGAAUGAUCCCAUAGAGGAGGUAAAGGUCAGGCACCAGAUGGAUACUAUGGCCCUCAGUCUGACGAUGCCCACCCUGGCCUUGAAGAUGCCCAAUGGACUGGAUGGGAUGUCCCUCUCCCCUCCUGGGGCUAGGCUUCCUCUCCACUACCUGGAGGCAGAACUAGAAGACCCCUUUGCUUUCAACGAGGAGGAUGAUGACCUAAAGAAAGGGGCAACGGUGAGGAAAAAGUUGCAGAGCAAGUUGGCUCAAAACCGGCAGCGCCAGAGAGAGACAGAGAUUUUAAAAGUUCGCCAAGAGCACUUUAGCCCCCUUCCUGCACCUUUGCAGCAGCAGCCUCUGCAGCAGCAGCACUCCCAUCUGCCACCUUCAUCAGCUUUGUUAAAGCCAACAGGGCUACCGCAGGGCAUAGUCUGCAAGUCACCUCAACCUCCGAACACCAGCCUACCAAUGCAGGGAGUGGCACCCACCACACACACUAUAGCACAAGCCCGGCAGUUGUCUAACAAGAGACCUCUGCCUCUCCUGCCACCUGCUAGGGCUCCCAUCACGGACCCUCCAAGGACUGAUCGGGUCCUAAUGAAAGCCACAGCCUUUUCUCCGCACUCGUCCUGCAUGAGCCGGCUACAGAGACUGGUGAAACUGUGCACUCGAAAACAGCAGCUGGACACUGAUCUGUUUCCACAUCUAGGGCUGGAUUGGUCUGAAGACAGUGGAGAGGAGUUGGAGGAUUCAGAGCAAACCUCCCCUUAUCAGGUCGCGUGGUCUGUCCGAGAAACCCUCGGCUACGAAAGACAUGAGUCCGAUGAUGACAAUGCGGAUGACAGGAGUUCCAGGGUGACCAGACUUUGCACUUACUUUCAGCAGAAAUACAAGCACCUCUGCCGCCUGGAGCGGGCAGAAUCUCGUCAGAAGAAAUGCCGGCACACGCUCCGGAAAGCCUUGCUGCAGGCGGCUAGCAGAGAGCCAGAGCGUGCCGGGCAGCUGAUCCAGGAACUCCGGAGAGCGACCUGUGCUCGUACCAGCACAAGCCAAGCCAGGCAGAGAGAUGCAGAACCAACAACCUGUAGUGGGACUUCGAAGGGAGAACCGUGCACUAACAAGGCCCUUCCAUUCACCAGGCAUUGUUUUCAGCAUAUCUUAUUGAACCGUUCUCAGCAGCUCUUCUCAAGUUGCACAGCCAAGUUUGCAGAUGGUCAACAGUGCUCUGUGCCAGUUUUUGACAUUACACAUCAGACACCUCUGUGCGAAGAACAUGCCAAAAAAAUGGACAACUUCUUGAGGGGGGACAGCUCCCGUAAAGUUCAGCACCAGCAGCAGAGGAAACCCAGGAAAAAAACGAAGCCACCUGCACUAACCAAAAAACACAAGAAGAAGAGAAGGCGAGGCCCACGCCGGCCCCAGAAACCUAUUCCUCCUGCAGUGCCCCAAGGGAACCUCACCAUGCCUGCCAGUGUCUCACUGCCAGUAGAGAUGCCCCAUAUACGGAGCCCCUCCACCCCAGAGCUGAGUGCUGAUGAGCUGCCUGAUGAUAUCGCCAAUGAAAUCACAGACAUUCCACAUGACUUGGAAUUGAAUCAGGAGGACUUUUCUGAUGUCCUGCCGCGGCUGCCUGAUGACUUGCAAGAUUUUGAUUUCUUUGAAGGUAAAAAUGGAGAUCUCCUUCCGACAACAGAAGAGGCUGAAGAACUGGAACGGGCCCUACAGGCUGUAACUUCUCUUGAGUGCCUGAGUACCAUUGGAGUACUUACACAGACAGAUGGUGUGCCAGUUCAGGAGCUGUCAGAUAGAGGGAUAGGGGUGUUCUCUACAGGUGCUGGAGCUCCAGGAAUGCAGUCCUUGAGUCGAGAGGUUAACACGGAUCUGGGGGAGCUGUUGAAUGGGCGUAUAGUACAUGAUAAUUUCUCCGGUCUGGAGCUGGAUGAGAACUUGCUCCGCUCUGCUACUUUGUCCAACCCACCUACGCCCCUGGCAGGGCAGAUCCAGGGGCAAUUCUCAGCCCCAGCCAACGUCGGCCUUACUUCUGCCACUCUGAUAAGCCAGAGUGGCCUUGGGGAGAGAGCCUUCCCAGGACAGUUUCAUGGACUUCACGAUGGCAGCCAUGCCUCCCAGAGGCCCCACCCUGCCCAGCUGCUGAGCAAGGCAGAUGACCUGAUCACCUCACGACAGCAAUACAGCAGUGACCAUUCACACUCCUCACCCCAUGGAAGCCAUUAUGAUAGUGAGCAUGUGCCGUCUCCCUACAGUGACCAUAUCACAUCCCCUCACACCACAUCCUUUUCUGGUGAUAACCUGGCAGCUACCUUCUCAGCAGAGAUGCCCAUGAUGGCACAGCACUUGCUCCCAACUCAGCUGGAUGUGCCACUUAGCGGGGUGGUCAACCCCAGAACUCACUGGGGAAACCUUCCUGUCAAUCUUGGGGACCCCUCUCCGUUUAGCAACCUUCUUGGUGCAGAUGGACAUCUCCUGUCCACCUCCCUGUCCACACCACCUACCACCUCGCACUCAGAGACCACACAGCCUGCCUUCGCCACUGUGACCCCCAACAGCUCCAGUGUGCUUCCGGGGUUACCGCAGACCAGUUUUAGUGGCAUGGGUCCUGCCUCUGCUGAGCUCAUGGCCUCCACCUCCCCUAAACAACAGCUCCCUCAGUUCAGCGCAGCCUUCGGGCACCAGCUGAGCUCCCACAGUGGCAUCCCCAAGGACCUGCAGCCCAGCCACAGCUCCAUAGCUCCUCCCACGGGCUUCGCAGUGACCGGUGCCACCGCUACCAGUACCAAUAACGCAUCUGCGCCCUUCACCACCUCCAACUGAGCUUGUCUGCCUGGCUCUGUACAGGUAGAUGGGGGACCUGUGUUUUCUAUCUUUCCUUUCUUCCUUUAUUUUUUUUUUCUGUCCUCUCUUCCCUUUUUUUUUUUUUUUUUUUCCCCAUGAGGGGGUUAAAAAGAAAACCCCUGCUUCAGUACUGACCAGGGUUAGCCCUCUGUGAACCUUGCUGUAGCGUUCACAUGUGCUUGUUAUGCACCGGUGCUCAUUUAGUGCAGGCAGGUUCACUGUUCCCCAGUAAUUCCUUAAGGAUACAGCACAGUUACAGGAUGUAAUUGAUCUUAGCAGUAAGACCUAGCAGUGGGAAGAUACCUCAGAUUACUGAUGCAUGUUACUGUUCCCUAGGGUUUGGAUCAGUGCUUGCCAUCCCAUUAGCAUCUGGUAGAAAGUUUUCCAGUGGGCAGAAGUCUUUUUUUUUUUUCCAAAGGUAGCAACUGGCAUUGAAAACUUGGCUGCACACAAUGACUUGAGAAUAGUGCACUGAAGUCCUAAAACAAGACCAUGGUUCAAGGAAGAGUUUGACAGCUUGUUAAAAUAGUGUCUUGACCUCCUCUGUGUGUGUGUGUGUGUUUGGGGUGCAGGGAGCAGCAGCUCUUUUUCUGCUUUUGGUGAAGAAGUGGAAAAAGUGGGAGUUGUCCCCUUUCAGAUCUGGUCACUGUUCUUACUGCAUGCGGACUUUUAGUUUGAUGAUGAUUUUUAAUUCAUUGAGCAGCAAGGGGAACAAUUGACUGGUUGCCUGUAAAUUUUAAGGCUGAUGCAAAGUUAGCGCAGGGAAAAAAAAACAACAAAAAAACAAAACCAGAAAUGUUGAAAUAGAGUAAUGGUGUAGUGGAGAUUCCUGUGCAGAAAUUCCCUUCCUUGCUGAAUUACUGUGGCCUUGUAACAUUGAUGAUUUGCCUUUUCAAGUGUGGCUUUGUCCCAGACUCCUUGCCUGACAGGCUGACAGGUAUUUUCCAGCUGAAUCUGGAAGAAUUCAGUUGGUAUUCUGCCCAUCCACACAAGUCUAGUUCAGACCCUUUGGUAAGUUCCAAUCAAAUUGUUUCUGCCUAUUGAGACUUUGUUGGUUAGCUUUUUUUCCCCCCGAGCCAUAUUAUUUCUGAGUUUCUUACGGGACUUGAUGCUCUUAAUGUGAAGCUGAGUGUGUGUGAGGAACUAGCAGGUACCUAUCAGCAGUCAUGGCUAACAAAAAGAGAAAUUGCUAAAAGCAAGGUAGGUAGAUAAAGAAUUCCUUUUUUUUUUUUUUUUUUGGCAGGACAGUUUUGCUUUUACUGCCCACCUGCAGUGUUCAGACUCUUAGCUAGUAAUUUUAGUUCUUAAAGAAUGGAGUCCACUGGCUUUUAGAUUUUUUUUUAAUUUUUUAUUAUUUUUUUUUAAUCCAAGGGAUAACAGCAGCAGAAAUCCAGAGGUGUUUACAUGUAUCUCUUUACUGGAAGGGAAAAAAGGAAUUUGCUUGUGACUUUAUAGGGCUCAGAUUUGCUAUUAUACUUUGACUGUAAAAUUAACUCCUAUUUCAUUAGUAUAGCAAGUCUCUUCUUGAUUCGUUUCUGAGAUGCAAAUGCGAGAGAAUAGAAAAACCUACAUUUCAGUCUCUGACUGUAGAACAGGGAUUUCCUUCCACCUUAGAGUAAAACAUCCUACCUACAUAUAUUCUAGUCUAAUCCGGGAAACUGAGAACCAAGCACAUGUCAUAGGGAGGCCUAAUAAAUUAUUUGAGCAAGGGAUCUUUGAACUAAGUUUAGUUUCUAUAGGAAUUCAUUUUGUUAGCAGUGAGGCCCACAUCAAACUCUGACCCAAACCUCUCCUUUCAUCUUGCUAAAGAACAGAAUUUAAAUGGGAGAGGACUUGUCGUCUUACUAUCAUAGCAAUCAUACUGUCCCCUUUUCUUGAAAGGUUUGUCCUCCUUAAACUUAAAGGAGUAUGGAUGAUGUGUAUGUCCUUUAUGAAAUUACAAGUGUAUGUGGGUGGAGGAAACAAAAAUGAUUUUCAUGCUUUUGUUGUUUUAAAGUCCUUAUUUCAUACUUGGUAAAAUAGAUCUUAAUAAUAUAAGCCGAAUAUUUUUUAAGUGGUGAUUUAAAUAUGUUUGUAACAUUUAAAUGUUUUUAAAUCAUGUAAAAAGUUGAAUUGAAGCCUAUGAAAUCCUGCUUGUGAUUGUCCUGCUGAUUGAGGAAUGCCCAGUGGUAUUGUGAAAUGAGGCAAAUCUGACAAGGCAUUUAUUUAUUUUUGUAUUACGUUCCCCACGCUUUGUUGAGGAGACAACUGUUUGAUUUGCAAAUGAUUUUCCUUGUGUCCGUAUACUUUCUUCAAUGUGUUUUGGAUGACUGGCUGAAAAGGAGUGAAGAACUAGUAUACCAAAUGGUUAAUUCUUUAAUCUGCUUGUGUAUUUGCGUCAUUUUAGAGGAUGUUAAUUUCUAUAAAUUGUUUUCAGGACUUUGGUCUUGUAAUGAUUCUUGUGCCCAUCAAACUCUCUAAUGAAGCUGCAGCAAUUUCAGAGUUUAAUUGCUCUACAUUACAUUUCCCUUUCUUAGCAAAUGCAGGGUGGGAACAAGGGAGAGGAGUGGAGGGCCAAGUUUUGCUUGCUCAAAUUGGUAUGAAAUUCAGAAGAAUUCUUUGGUUGAAGGUCACUGUGAGUUUGUACUGGUGUUACUCAGAACAGAAUCCAGCUCCUGAUCUGAGCAUUAAUUUAGUCAGGGAAUUUCAAAAGCUAUCAGAGUUGUGCAGGUUCAUAAUUCUCAUUUGAAAUCAUUGGCCAUUAUGGACCUGCAUUCCUAUAAGGCAGCCUAGGAAAUCAACUCUUCCUCCACUUAGACUUCAGUUUUGUAUAUCCCUUGAUGACCUUUUCCUGAAAAGUGACUGGGUAACAUUUUUCAGUGAGCAAACUAAGUUUGCAAUAAAGCUGUACUAUUAAAAAUAAAUUUGUUUGUAUACAUUGGAAGUAGGAAUCUCUCUGUCAUGUCUGAUAGGGUUCUGAAAUGGGCCACCAUUCUUGCCUUCUCCUGAUUCACCUCCCAUUUUUUCCACUGCCACCAAUACAGCCUGACAAGAACUUAGGAGAAUUAAUCUUAGGUUUACAAGAGGGAUCGUACCAGUGGGCUUCUACACCUACAGAGCCCAUCGAGUUCAGCGGAUCAGUGUCUUACUGCUGGAUACAAGAGAUCCCAUUGAGAAGCUUGUGCAGCCAGACAUUAGGCACCUCUUCUUCUGGGAAGUUCUGCAGUUGUGGAUAAGGCAGUCCUUGUGGUUGAUAUUUGUGUGAUUCCUGAAUAGCGUCCAUGCUCUCUUGCUGAGGUUUUUGAAUAUCAUCUCCUUGUACAGCAAUUAGCACUCUAAUUGCCCUUUCACCAAAGAGUCGGUGUAGCAAUUUCAGUCCAUUGAUUUGAGUUGGUCAAUAUCUGUCAUGCCCUUUACAUGUGAAUGGCUGGAAUAAAGCUAGUUUAACUUAAAAGUUAAUUUGCUUACAUAAGAUUUGAGUUGUAGAGAAUUGAGAAAAGAAUUAGACCUGAAAUAAAAUACCAUUAGGACCGUUUUUUGUUAAUAGCAGCACCUCAAUUAUUCUUUUACAAAAGUGUAAGAAUUGACAGAAUGACACAGAACAGUGUACAGAGGCUGAUAGGAGCAGCUUGAUGCUGGCCUAGUGUGUAAAGUAUUCUGCUAAGACACGCUUUCACUUAGGAGGAUUUUAUGCCAGCUUCAAGGGGAGCCGUAUGCACAUAGAUACCUCAAGGUUGAUUUGUUCUUAGGCCUUGUCAUUAAGUAUGAUAGAAGAAGGUGCAUCUCUGAUGCAAGAAGAUAGGAAAGAUGCCAUGUUUUGUCCCCUCCAGCCUUCCACUUCCUCCAGGUUCUUGCUUAGUUCUCUUCUCAUUGGUAGGAGGCUUCUUUGUGUCUUUGGACAUAAAGUUUCACUAAUGUGAAACAAUUACAUCAGUAAUGCUGAGAGGUAGCAUAGGUGCAGGUCUGCCUCAUGCACUGCAGACUGCAACAGCUAGGUUUCCCACUUCAUUCAGCAGGUUAAUGAAUGAGGAUUCACAGUUCUUGUCUGAAAACAUUAGAAUGCCUUGAGAAGCUUACAAGCCAUUAGGCAAAAAUCAGGGAUGGUAUUGGAAGUACAAAUGUAAGGGAAGAAGUGUUUAGAGAGGGCCUGGGAAUGAAUCUGCAGGCUAGUAGCCACAUUCAGUUUGAGGCAUCAUUUUGCUGUAACCACAUCUAAAUACAGUCUAGGGUUGAUCUGGCUUGCCGGUGAAAAAGGGUCUCGAGUAGUACACUGUAGAGGUGUCUUCAAUGAGAAGCUGGCCCUAGUGAUUAAGUACACAUGCUGCUGGUCCACAUCUACAGCUACAGCUCCUCCAUGGUGCUGUAGCAGCAUGGCUGUUGCAUUUCCCUGUAGGCAUCAGCAGGGCCAGCUUCCUGCUCCUGAAUCUUUCAAGAUUGGUGGAGGGCAGGGACCACAGCAAGGGCAGUUUUCAGCAGGCAAGCAGAAGGCAACUUACCUGCAGUGAUUCUUCUGUAGUGAGGCAUUGUGUGAGUGUCUGGGCAGCUUUCCUGAUGGGAUGUUUCUUAUUACCUUUGUAUUUUUACCAUGACAUGUCAAGAAGUCUCCUGUGCAGGCCAGUUGCAGUGUCCUGUGGUGGUGGAAGUACUGACUGAAGAAGUAGGUUUGGGCUGACCUGCUGGCCAGGUCUUCAGGUUUUUCUGAUCUUUUGAUCUCAUGAUCUUUCUGAUUUGAGUGACAUUUAGUGCUGGGGUGUUGUGGUCUGUUUCUUUUACCCCCUCUCCCCUCCCUUUAUUUCCUUCCCUCUGCAUUAUCUGUCAUUCUUUCUUUUAGUCUCCCAUUCUCAGACAGUUCUUCAGUGUAAGUAAUGCCAACCGUAAGUCUUCUGUGGCUUGGUCCUGAGCGAAUGUGGCUGUGAAACGCAAAGGAGGAGGGAUGCUUGCAGUUCAUAGCAUACAUCUGGAGUGCUAGAACAACAGUGUACUAGACGUAAAAUAUUUCUCAGCUCGGUGAGUAAGGUUUCACAGCACACUGAUAGGUGAUGGGCUGGAUGCUGAGGAGCGCACACAUCAGCAGUGAAUGUGUAGGCUUUUAGCGAGCAUCUGCCUUCUCACAGAUUUUUCUUGUUUUGAGACGUGCAUCAGUAUAAAAUCACAAAAGUUUUAGAUUAUUCUCUUUAAAAGCUGCAUGAAGAAGCCCAGCUAAAAGUAAGGAUGGUUGGGGGAAAAGUUGACAUUUGAGUUUACUAAGCUUAAAUCCAAACUUCAGGUGAUGCCUAGUCUGUGAGAGACCUUAGCUCUUUCAGCUAAAUUGUUGGGAAUGAAAAGUCUGUGGGAGUAGGAGGAAUUGCAGAACAUUAUGUCUUGGAACAAUUUUCUCACCCGUGUCUUCAGCCAUUUAAACACAAACCAAAAAAAGUGACUUGGUUUUGGGAGCUUUUCUUUUGCUGUUGUGCUACUUGUCUCAUGGUUGUUGGGUUCUUUGUUUUCACCUGCCAUAUUCUGCUUCCACACACUUGUUCUCUGGCUCCUGUGGAAUAGGAUGAUAGUGGAGCAUGAAAGAAGUCGGUUGGCUUGGCUGUAGAUGGACAUCGGUAGAGAAGGCUUUCUUUUUCCACCUCCUUGUAAGUGUUGGCACCUUUUCAGUCUUCCCUGGCUCACAGAAUUUAGUUUGGAAGUGAACAGGUUGAAAUCCAGGCUUUUGACCUUAGAACUGUACCUAGUUGAUGUGAAAAAGUGCAUUCCUCGUGCUCCUUCCCCUCCCUAGCCCCCAAGCACACACACACUGAGAUACACAGAGUACGUGCGCGCGCUGAACUUGGUCCAGCGGCGCUAAUGUUUUACCCGCUUGCUGCCUUCACCAGCCAGCGCCCACUGACGUGAGCUCUGGGUGGGUGAUGUCCCCAGAUAUCCUCUGGAAAACUUUAACUUUGGUGCAGAUUGCUCUAAUGUAGCUGACUGACAUGGCAUUUGCUUCUGCUUUGGAGUGGACUGAUUUACCCUGUAAUGACUCUAACCUGCGUUCCAAACAGCGUAGUUGGUCCCAGUGAAAACAGAUUCAUUCUGAAGUGAUGAACAGUUGGGUUCUCAUACAAAAUACCUACAUCUUACCAGAAGGGGUUGAACCAGUUUCUCUGAACGGUGAUUACCUUCACUGUACAGUUUUGGGUAUGUCUCAGGGAUUCCUUGUGGAAAUAAGGGCAGUUAACAAAAAAAAAAAAAAAAAAAAGUAAAUAGUUUUAAAAGUAAAUAAUAAUUUAACGUAGAGCGUCAUCUAAGUGAGAGUGCAAGAAAGAGAAAUCCGUGUUCAGUUUUCUAGUCCGCUGUCUGGCUUAGGGACUCUUUCUCUUCUCGGAGCUCUCAAGAUCAACAUACAGAAUUUUCUUCAUCACGCUCAGCUUUAAACUUUUUAUUUAAAGAUACCCUUCCCCAAUGAGCUUUCAGAAUACUUAUUGUAGAUUUUAAGAGAAAUGGUAUAUUAAUUUAUGCUAUUAACAUCACCUCAUAAAUUAUAAGUUUUAUACUAAAGCUGUAUUGAGUGUAAUGAAUUAUGUUGCAUAUGUGUUUUUAAUAGCUAUAAAAUUAUAUACAAGCUUUUUUGGGAAGACAAACUAGUGAAGCACCUUUUUACACUGGAUUUUGCCGUGUCAAGGUGUACAGCUAUUCUUUGCUACCUUGCAGAUAUCUAUAUCUAUAUCUAUAUAUAGAUAUAUAUAUAAUUAAAAUAAAAUGGUAUCCUGUAUCAACAAAGCAUAGAACUCUUUUUAACCCUUAUAUUACUGUUCCUAUAACUCUUUUUAAAUUUUAUUUUGAGUGUUACAUUCUGCAAUAAUUUAUCUGUGGUUUGUACCUUUGAUUAGAAAUUUAGUUACAGGGUAAAUAGAUCAAAUUAAAAAAUCCAACUACUGUAGCUGGAAGUUGUGAACCAAGUUUGUAAGACCUUUUUUUUUUUUUUUUUUUUUAAUGUAUUUAUUUCCAGUUAGCUCUGUGAGUUGGAAUUCAAAAAGUCAGAACAUAGAAAUCUCAGUGUCUUAUUCAGGAAUUUUCCCCCUCCUUUCCUCACGAAAGAAUUCCCACUGUGACUUAUAAAUAGAAUUAGACUGCUUGUGUGCAUGUAUGUAUGAUAUAUACACACAAAAAAAUAUGCAUUGGGGGGGAUGUAUGUGCGAUACGAAUGUGUAUAUUGUAUGUAGGUCAUAGUUUUGUAAAGAGAAAAGUAGUCGAGAGGUGAUGGAAUGUAUUGUAGAAAUGUGAUUAUUUAGUAGGGGGUUCCUAUGUCCUCAAUGUUGUAUAAAUAACUCAAACUCUCUACUAUAUAAUCUUCUGUUAUAAGGCUAAUUCUGAUAUCAUGUCAAUUUUACUGUUUUUUAAAUGACUUGCAUUGAGCCCUGGUUAAAAUGUCAUGAAAAUACCAAGCUCCCAGAGACAGCCUUUACAUAAAAUACACGGAGGAGGAGGAGGGAUGGGAGAACUGAGUGAUUUUUCAGGAGAAUUUGAAAUGGGAAGUUCUGUAUUUGGUGGGAUGACAAGACAGAGGGAUUAUGUAUUUUUGCAAAUUAAUACCUGAACCUCUUAUGGUCUGACUUGGAAAAUGUGGCUAAUCAGUUGUACUUGGUUUUCAAAUCAGGUUGUAAGAGGCCCUGGUUAAGAACCUGUCUCUGUUCUGUAGGAGGCUCUUGUCUUCAAAGCAGAUUCUUUUCUUUCCUGAGGGUCUUUGUGUGUAUUGAUUUUGCUCCAGAAUUGCUGUUUUGGGAUUGCAGAACAAAAUACUUUCAGCCCAGGGAGUUUCACUUGUGCUGUGAGUUUUGGAAUUUGAUUUUGGCCAUUUAGCUUUUUUCAUAAUUGUAGAAGCAAGAUUUCUUCUAGAGUUCUCACUUGAAAGGGUGAGGAAUCAGAAACAUUCUUACAUUUUUGCUUAUACUUCAUACUGUGCAUCAGUUACAAUAUUUAGGCUGGAGAAAAGCGAAACCUAAAUGUUAUUUGUUCAUACAGUUUCACUUUUAGUGAUGCUAAUCCUAGUGGCUUUAAAAAUCUGUUUAGAUGAACAGAGCUUCCAAUAUUGCACAGGCAUUUUAAUUUUAACUUUUUGAAAAUUUUUUAAAGCAAUUGCAAAUCAGACCCUGAGGGUUUUGUACAUUCCCUUCCCUCCCAGUGUGUCCAUGCCCCAGUGCAUUUCCUUUCUCGUGCAUCUGCAUGUACGAGUGAACAGGGCAGGGAGGUGGAUGUUGUCAGAGGCCUUUCCUUCUCAUUGUUUGGUGGUAAUGGGAGUUAGCAGCAUAAAUCUGUAUGCCUUCUGGGGAAAAAUAGACCUGCUUUUGUGUAUACCUGUACAGAGAGAGAUAUCUGUAUAUGAGAUGUUGGUAGCACUUUGCUGAAUGUGCUCUUGUCCUCAUGAUGUACAAUAAAUAGGUAUGAAUGCAGUCAGUCUCUAUAUAUAUAUGCGUACAGAUGUAUAGAUGGAAUAUACGUAGUAUCACACACGUGCAUUAGUUGUAACAUGAAUGAGUGUGUGAGCUGAAGAGAAAGACUAGCCAUAAUCUAUGUGUAACAAGUAAGCACGUGGUGCCAAACAAGGUGGUCUUAACUCAUCUGAGGGGUUUGGUUGGUGUCAGUGAUUGCUCUGAUCUUGAUCAACACUGAUUUUUGUUACCUCAGCCCUCAAAGCAGAAUUUCCUUGGUACAUUUUUGCUUCUGUGUAUAUUAAUACUCGCUGAGGCCUCUUGCAAUGCCGACCUCUUUUGCUUUGCAGCUCCAUUACCUCCAUUCCAGCUCCUCCCUGUCCCAGUAUCUCCAAAGCUUGUCUUGCUAGCAGUAAGCAGCUCUAAUGGCCCAGUCCAGCUCUUCCUAUGCAUUAGGGAAAAUCUCUGGGUGGCUGCAGUGGCAGCUGAAUUGGGCCCUGAGCGCUCGCUUGACCUUAGGCAGAUUUUUCCAGAUACUCAAUUGUACUUGACCAUGACUGUGACUGAUUUGCAGAUGAACACGAACUUCUCUUAGAAACUGAUGCAAAGUUACCUAGCAUAUUAAAAGGUUAACCCAGCACCAUGAUUCAGAGGUAAAUACUCAAAAUGAGAAAAGCAAACCCACUGAAAAGAUCUUAAUUUUCAGCCCCGGGGAGAAAAAGGGAGCUCAGUGUGCCUUUCCCGUAAGGAGAGCAGUGAGCAGAAGGCAGCCUUGUGCUCGGUUCUGAGCGGUGGUGUUGUCAAACAUAUCAAGAGAAACACAGCUCGUUAGUUCUACCAAUAAACAUUUUAAAGUGAGCUGUAGAGUUGACCAUUAGCAUGCAAGUACUUUGCAUCUCAUUGUGCAUUGAAUUAUUUUGCUUAUGCAAGUAAAUUGUGUUUUUAAGUAUUUUGUUUUGUUUUCUGGCUAAAUGGAGUUCCCUAUCCUUUUAGCAGAAAGCAGCUGUCAGAAACCUGCUCAGUCACACGUCAGCACUGCUGACAUUCAUGGCUCGCUUACCUGUGGUUUCAGUGGAGAGCACUGCUCUGUUCUGCCACUGGGCCUUACUGCAAUCCGCGUUUUUAGUCUGGGUAUGGCACUAUUUUUCUUGGCCAAAAUUCAGCCAUGGAAUUUUGUCUUCCUUGCAUUUCUAUUAGAAAAAGGUAACUGACGUGCUGUUCCAUCUGAGCUUUCAUGCAAUCAUACAUGACUAUUUCUAUAAUACAUAUGUUCAGGCGUGUGUAUGGGUAUGGCUGUGUACUGUGUGUGUAUAACACGUACUUAUAUGCACACAUAGAUGAGCCUAUUUCAGUUUAUGUAUGUGGAGAACGUAUUGUUGGUCCUCUCCUGGUAUAUACUCAUGCAUUCGUAUAUUAAAUAUGUAUAUAGAGUGUAGAUGUCCUGCAUAUACAUGUGUAUAUGUUACGAACCUUGGAUGGCAUUUUUUUAAAACAUUUUGCAAAUUGCUGUCCCCUAUGAGAAAUUUUCUCUGAAGCUGCAUUAUACAGAAGGAAUGGAGAAAUGUGUUAUGAAAGUUUUAUUUUAAAAAGGAGACUCUUAAUUAUCUAAAGCCAUUUGUAAUUGUCUUUUGAAUUUUUACUGGAGGAGUUGUUAUUAAAAAAAGAAAAAAAAAAAGAAAAAGAAAAAAAAAACACACCACCAACAAAACAACAAGCAGACCUUACUCCCACCAUCACUUAAGAUGGAAAGAAAAAAAUGGAAGUGCAAAUUUCUAGGUAUUUAUUUCCUACUGAGGCAUAUUGUAAUCACGUUCUGCCCAUUCCCCUUUUCUAAAUAGCAUUAAUGAUUCAUGGUUUCUUUUACACAGCUUUCCCCAUUAUUUUACUUUCUUCAGUCGUUGUUCACUUCCUACAUUUGGUAGUGCUGAUGGCACUGAGGAGAUCUCGUGCUCUUCUGUCCUUUCCAGGAAUAAUUCCGGCGCAUCGCUAUCAUGUUACACGUUAACAUACUCAUGGAGGAUGGAUGUUUUUUAUGAAGAUGUCUGUAACAAGUCUUUAACUUAUUUAAUGUGAGAAGCCUUCGUUGUAGUUUGUUGUUUCUUUCCAAAGAAUUUUGCUUUUUUCAUCAUUGUUCAUUAGUUCCCUUCUUAUUUGAUGCCUGAGGUUUUAGGGUUUGGGUUGUAUUAUUGUGGGUUUUUUUUUUUUUUUUUGCUUUGUUUUGUCUUUAAAUUCCCCCAAAAUCUUUAUCUUCAAGUGGAGCAAAAUAGGUGUCAGUCCCACCCAAUAUUCUCUUUGCAAUUAACAGUAAAUAUCUGUGUCUUGGGUUUAAAAGGUGGCAGAUGGACAAUCUGAAGUGCUUUAGAGGGAAUGGUCACUCUUUUCAAGGCUGUCUCAGAGCAGUUUGUGUUUGGUGUCAUUUUAAAGGCAGCUUGAUUGCACUGAUAUCAGAAACAGCCUUCUAACAAAGACCCUCCUACAGCUGUUUGGCCACUCAAGUUUAAAGCUUAAAGUUGCAGUGGGAAAGCAAAGGUGAGGCAGUGUAUUUGAACCAGUGAAUUGUAGCUUGCAAACGUAACUGAUUUUGAAGUAACUGCAUGGUAGCAAGGAUUAGCAGUCUCUUACACCCUUUCCUUGUUCCCUUUCAUCCCCAACAUGUAUUCAGCAUACCAUACAUUGGGAAAGGCAACAGCUUGCUACAGCAAAGCUGAAUCCAAUAAUGACUGCUUAAAGGGAACAUACAAACUUGCACUGCCGCAUCCUGUACCGCGCUGAUGGGCACAAAAAGCCCAGCCCCAUCUGCUUCUGCGGAUGUGCCGCUUUGGGGAGAGCGGAAUGUGGGGAUGCCCGAGGAGAGCAGUGGCUUGUGCAGUGCCAGCAGCUCCUGGCACGGUUCUGACAGCAUUCCAGGGUGGGUAGGAAAGCUCCUGUUUGUACUUCCCUUUAAAUAGGAUCAGUUGGCUCACGUGCUCCUCAUACUUCUCAAUGAAUGUACUGUAUUACCAUUUAAAAAAAAAAAUCAAUGAAAUGAUGAUAGAUUGGUCUCCUUUUGUUAUCUGGUCCUUGUUUAAUUUGUUUAAGGGUUUUUGUAUACAAAAGUUUACAUUUUUAUGUAUAUUUUUCUUGUGUAAAAACUGAUGUAAUAUGUGUAUAAAACACUGUAUGUAUUAUCUGUAUAUAGUGUGACAAAAUGAUUUUCUUUCUUUCUUUUGGAUGUAUUAAUAAAUCUUGCUGUGAAGUA
Numida meleagris (helmeted guineafowl) is the source of this 15287-nucleotide messenger RNA. It is a transcript of the gene INO80D, whose product is annotated as INO80 complex subunit D. Gene Ontology annotation, cellular component: nucleus. The record is from RefSeq and is a predicted model, not a curated record. The transcript is spliced from 12 exons. NCBI's taxonomy places the organism in Eukaryota, Metazoa, Chordata, Aves, Galliformes, Numididae. The coding region runs from base 564 to 3653 and encodes 1029 amino acids.